AUGUCACUUUCCGCUCACACCUCCGGGACCGGCGGCGGACUCGCCACCGUGCUACCAACGCCCGUGCAAGUUGUCGCCACGCCAGCCGGGCAGGUCGCGCCAAACCUCGACAAUGUUUCCACGAUCCUGGAGACCGCUGAUGGUGAGUUUGCGAUCACCGAUCCCCUCGGCAGUCGCCAGGUUCCCAUCGGUGUGCACGUGGGCGAGCGGGCGAUAUCUCUCGCCGGAUGGGACGCUCAGGCGAAUGCGCCAGCUACGCUCAACGCCGCCUCGGCUGGCAGCGACUGCAAGAGCCUUCGCGCGGCCGCGUGCUUUGUUCGUCCGGGCAGCGUGCUGCUGGGCGAGGCGGCGGCGGCUGAGUGGAGCCGGCGGCCGCAGCACACGCUGCUGCGCCCGACGCGACUGCUCGGCCGCUCGUACUCCUCUCUGGACGGCGCGCGGUGGCUCUCGACAGAGGAGGCCUUCUCUGCCUGUCCGCUCGCACCGGACCGCGACGAGGGAGGCUUCACCGCCGGCCGCGCGCGCUUCGCCCUCUCCCACGAGCGCUCCGAGAAGGAGGUCCGCCGUCGCCUCGCCGCCGCCGCCAACAAGGGGUCCAAGACGGAUAAAAAGCGCAUUCUCGAGGUGGAGACGAUGGUGCUCGCAAAGCUUCUCCGCUCCGCCGCCGCCUCCGCCGCACAUGACGACGACUCCGGCGCCGAUCCGACUCACGCGGUCCUCACGGCCGCCGCGUUGCUCGCCGCGCCGCGGCUGCAGCCUCUUCUCGCGAGGGCGUGCGGAGGCGGCGACGACACGGCGGCGGUCGUGAUUUGGGGCGCGAGCGGGCUUGCGGUGUCCGUGGCGCGGCGGGCCGUCUCCCCCGGAGGCGGGUGGGAGGUCGUGCGUACGGUGACGAGCGAGGGCGUGGGCGUCACCUCCCUCGAGCGGCGCGGCGGCAGCAGUGCUGCCGCCCCACGCGUGGUGCCUCGCUGCAGCGCCCUCUCGGAGCCUUCGGGUAGGCGCGUGGCGGGGCUGCUGCUGCGUCAGCUCGAGGAAGAGGAGGAGGCGGUGCUGGCCAAGCUGGCGGAGAGGAGGGCUGCCUCCCAGAUGACGCCUGCCUCCGAGGCGCCGCACGAGCCGGUCCGCCACUCCGUCUCUCUCGCGCGCGAGGACGGGUCGGUGCGCGAGUUUGAGUUGCAGCUGGCGGCGGGCGAGGGGGAGGAGUUGGCCGAGGAGGCGGCGGAGCAGGCGGCGGGCCUACUGCGCACCGCCCUCGAGGAGGGAGGGGAGGGGGAGGGGGCGCGCUGCGCUGUCCGCGCGGCGGUGCUCUGCCUCGCGGAGCCGCUCGAGGACGACUUGCUCGGCCUCGCGUGCCUCGUGGAGAGGGAGCUGCGUCAGGUGCUGCGUCAGGUGCUGCCGCAGCCUGAGGGGCUGCCGGCCGCGGGAACAGAGGCGAGGCCGGGGCCGGCUGCGGAGGGGGCGGCGGCGCUGCUCCGCGCCACUGCCGUCGACAUCACCUACGGAGCCGCGACGCUCGCCGCGGCGUCGGACCCUCGCGUCGCGCGCACGCUGAGCAAGCAAGGUUGGGCGGCGCCUCAGGAGCCGCUCGGGCGCGCCGUGGCGCUCGAGCGGCCGGGGGAGGCGCCGACGGUGCUGCUGCCCGCGGGCAGCGCCGUCAACUGCGAGGUCGAGCUCGAGGUGGGGCGGCCGCCCGGCGGGCAGCUCCUCCGCCUCUUCGAGGUCGGCGACGAGGGGCCGUCCGCCGCGCAAGGCACGCCGGUGCUCGCCGCCCGCUGUGGCGCGCCGCCGCCGCGCCGUCGGCGCGGCGCUGCGGUGCCGCCCGCGCGCGUCGUCGUCAGCUUCCGGCGCGGCUUGCUGGACGUGGUGGUGGAGGAGCCGGACGAGGAGGAGGGACCCUCCGGUGGGGGCUGCUGCCGCUGGUUGUUGCUGCUGCUGCUGCUCGCCUCAAGCCUCGUCGCUGUGGCGCAGCCCGCUCUGAUGGCGGCGCCGCGCGCGGGCGGGGGCAGCUCUGGCGCGGCCUAAGCGUCGUCCUUUCACAGAUGAAGAGCUAUCCCCGUUCGCGGCAGAGGUUGUACAGAGGAGUCAGAGGUGUCUCUCCCGAGUCCGACCGAUAAGCGUAAGCGAUACAUUGGUGAUGCAUAUAUAGU
Molecule: messenger RNA, 2147 nt
Organism: Emiliania huxleyi CCMP1516
Lineage: Eukaryota; Haptophyta; Isochrysidales; Noelaerhabdaceae
Exons: 4
Coding region: 1-2022 (673 amino acids)
Source: RefSeq, a predicted model, not a curated record